AUGUGCUUUUCUUACUAUGACUAGGAAGAACGGACGAGGAGGGCUACGCUUCCAAACUCCCAUUCGAUUGGAGAUCCCGAGAGAGAACUGAGGAUAUUGCAGCCACAACGUAACAAAGAAGAUCCCUCUGCACCCGAUGCACCAAGAACAGUAGUCCUACAGUAUUCCACAUAAAUAUCUCUUCUCCAGCCUAUUCAGCCUGUCACUUUAAUCUAACCCAUUCUAGUUGUCAAGCAUCAUCCAUAUCCCAUCAUGCCGAUAGUAGUGGUGCACUCCAACCCCCUGUUCUGGGUGCGUUUGUGUGCUCUGGUGUUCUCCUGUGUGGCCUUUGCUGUGACCGUCCAUGGGGCCAACCUCUCCCAUGGCACAGGGGACUGGUGUGUGUUCUGCUGGGCCUUCAGCUUCGCUGGGACCCUGCUGGUGCUGCUGGUGGAGCUGUUUGGCCUGCAGACCCGUGCCCCUGUCUCCUGGAAGAACUUCCCCAUCACCUUCGCCUGCUACGCCUCCCUGCUCUGCCUCUCUGCCUCCAUCAUCUUCCCCCUCUACUUCCUCAAGGGCCAGACCUACCGCAGCGAGACUCAAAACUACCGCAUUGUGGCCACCGUCUUCUCCUGCCUGGCAACCAUCGCUUACAUUUGUGAGGUGAGCAUCAGCAAAGCCAGGCCAGGAGAGGUAGCAGGUUACAUGGCCACCGCCCCGGGUCUGCUGAAGGUGUGUGAGACUUUUGUAGCCUGCGUCAUCUUCGUCUUCAUCAGCGACCCAGUGUCCUACGACUCACACAAUGCACUGAGGUGGUGCCUGGCCGUCUUCUGCAUCUGUUUCAUCCUGUCGGCGGCCAUUAUAGUGCUGUGCAUCUGUGAGUGCACCGGCUGCCUGCCCUUCCCCUUUGCCCGUUUCCUGUCUGCCUACGCCGUUCUGGCUGUCGCCAUGUACCUCUCCGCCACCAUCAUCUGGCCCAUUUUUAAGUUUGACAAGAAGCACGGGGGAUCCUCCAGGCCCUAUGGCUGUGGCAGAUAUGCAGGGCUGUGCGACUGGGACAGGCAGAUGGCUGUGGCUGUGCUCACCGCAGUCAACCUUGUGCUCUACCUGGCAGACCUGAUCUACUCUGCCCGACUGGUGUUUGUUACUGUGUAAGAGGAAGGAAGAGGGAGGUAGUUGAUUUGAUUACAAUGUAGAGAGAGGUUGAGGAGUAGAAAUGAAGAGGUAACGAAAUAAACUGCUUACUGUAUUUUGCGUCAUUUAUAUAUCAAUGUUCAGACAGAGGUCACCUACUCACCCAGAGAGCGACUAUACAUUGAGGGGAUUGCUGUGGUAUUUCAUGCAAAGGAAAACAUCCUUAUACAAUGAUGGUGUUAUGGACCCAAGAACUCAGAUUAGAUGGACCAGAUCUUUUUUUUUUUUAGUUUUAUCUCCGAUUAUCUGACACACAAACACACACAGUGUUCCAUAGACAGGAUGGAUUUAUUGAGUAUGUUGAUGUUACUAUAGUUCAAUCUUAACUUUGAAUGGUCUUUUUAUAAGCAUGGCAUUUUAGAAAUGAUGCAAUACUGUUAGUAGAUGUAAUAUUUAGUUUCCAGAACAACUCACACCUACCUAGUUUGGAGCUAAGAAGUAACAACAACAAAAAUGUCAAUCAAACCCUUAAGUCAUUCCUAGAAAAUGUGUACACUUCUCCAAAGUUUGAAAAAAAUGAAAGUUUAGGAAUUCAUGUUAAGUUGUGUGUUAGCCUGCUUUUUGGUGAUUUUAUAUUCCUGUUUUCGCAUUUAAAAAUAUAUAUUU
Molecule: messenger RNA, 1779 nt
Organism: Oncorhynchus masou masou (cherry salmon)
Lineage: Eukaryota; Metazoa; Chordata; Actinopteri; Salmoniformes; Salmonidae
Product: myeloid-associated differentiation marker homolog
Exons: 2
Coding region: 253-1134 (293 amino acids)
Cellular component (GO): membrane
Source: RefSeq, a predicted model, not a curated record